GCCUGCUGGGCUUUCUGCAGCUGGGGGAUUGGUAUGGGGAGAGCUUGCGAGGGCGAGUGUGUGUGUGUCGGGGAGGGCGGAGGUGAUGGUGCGGGUGGAAGUUGCCUGGCGUGUUCAGGUGAGAAUGUCUGUAUUUGAGGGCUCUGAAUGAGUUCUGGGCCGGCUGUCCAGAGCUCCCAGCAUGUCCCCAGCUGGGGAUGAACUGCAGUGCGUGUGUGUGUGUGUGUGUGUGUGUGUGUGUGUGUGUGUGUGAGACAGAGAGAGCGAGAGAGAGAGAAUGACGAGGAGGAGGAGGGAAGUGAGAUGGCGGAGACGAAAACUGCUUAAAUGAUUUUUAAAGGUGGUGAUUGUUGCUUUCUGCUAUUUGGUUAGCAACUCCUGUCAUUUUGCAGCCUUGCUAAGAUCUGACAAGAGUGCUUAGGUAACUUUAUUCUUCCCGGAUGUGUGCAGUGGGAAACUGCCUUAUGCAGUGACACAGUGCGGAUUUCUAGGCAGUGUAGCCCUGGCUUGUAGAGUGCGUUGGAGGCCUAUGUAUGAGUGGUGGCAGAAACUAGCCGAUUAUGUCUGUAGUGCAGGAUCCGUUUAAUCAGUGGAGAGAGAAAGAUGAAGUCGAUGAAUUCAUUGCUUCCAUGGUGAUUACACUUCUAAAGAUCUUGAUUCACAGUGAAGCAACCCACUGGAGUGAGCAUUGCUGCAUUUGGAGAGUCAGAUGCCAUUUUGGGCCGCGAUGGGCCUCAUGGAACAUUGGUGUGUUCAUCUGCAUUCGAUGUGCUGGAAUCCACAGGAAUCUGGGGGUGCACAUAUCCAGGGUAAAGUCAGUUAACCUCGACCAGUGGACUCAAGAACAGAUUCAGUGCAUGCAAGAGAUGGGAAAUGGAAAGGCAAACCGACUUUAUGAAGCCUAUCUUCCUGAGACCUUUCGGCGACCUCAGAUAGACCCAGCCGUCGAAGGAUUUAUUCGAGACAAAUAUGAGAAGAAGAAAUACAUGGACCGAAGUCUGGACAUCAAUGCCUUUAGGAAAGAAAAAGAUGACAAGUGGAAAAGAGGAAGCGAACCAGUUCCAGAAAAAAAAUUGGAACCUGUUGUUUUCGAGAAGGUGAAAAUGCCACAGAAAAAAGAAGACCCACAGCUACCUCGGAAAAGCUCCCCGAAAUCCACAGCGCCUGUCAUGGAUUUGUUGGGCCUUGAUGCUCCUGUGGCCUGCUCCAUUGCAAAUAGUAAGACCAGCAAUACCCUAGAGAAGGAUUUAGAUCUGUUGGCCUCUGUUCCAUCCCCUUCUUCAGGUUCCAGAAAGGUUGUAGGUUCCAUGCCAACUGCAGGGAGUGCCGGCUCUGUUCCUGAAAACCUGAACCUGUUUCCAGAGCCAGGGAGCAAAUCAGAAGACAUAGGCAAGAAACAGCUCUCUAAAGACUCCAUUCUUUCACUGUAUGGAUCCCAGACGCCUCAAAUGCCUACUCAAGCAAUGUUCAUGGCUCCCGCUCAGAUGGCAUAUCCCGCAGCCUACCCCAGUUUCCCCGGGGUUACACCUCCUAACAGCAUAAUGGGGAGCAUGAUGCCUCCACCAGUAGGCAUGGUUGCUCAGCCAGGAGCUUCUGGGAUGGUUGCCCCCAUGGCCAUGCCUGCAGGCUAUAUGGGUAGCAUGCAGGCAUCAAUGAUGGGUGUGCCGAAUGGAAUGAUGACCACCCAGCAGGCUGGCUACAUGGCAGGCAUGGCAGCUAUGCCCCAGACUGUGUAUGGGGUCCAGCCAGCUCAGCAGCUGCAGUGGAACCUUACUCAGAUGACCCAGCAGAUGGCUGGGAUGAACUUCUAUGGAGCCAAUGGCAUGAUGAACUAUGGACAGUCAAUGAGCGGCGGCAAUGGACAGGCAGCAAAUCAGACUCUCAGUCCUCAGAUGUGGAAAUAAAAACAAAACACCUGUAUGGCUGCCGUUCUCUUCAGCCCUGGCUCUCCCCUUUCCACAGCCUCCACCCCUGACCCCCAUCCUCUUUUCCUACCUCUCUGUUUGGUUUAGAAAUUGCUCAAUAAGUCAUUUGGGAUUUGGCAUCCUGCCCAGCCACUUCCCAAACAUGAAGACCUCUCUGUUGCUUUAUGUUGUACAUGCCCCAUAGCCAUCCCAACGUCCUCCCCAGUCCUCUCUUGGCACCAGCACCUUCGAAGUUGUUGGCAGAAGGCACUUAAACUGUGGGAGAAAUGUGCACACCCUUCAGUCCCUUCCCUCAAGGUUAAAGCUCCUGUGAGACUCUCAGAAAGGUCUGUAGGUGUUGUGUAUUAGGCAGCAGGGGAAAGCUUAGAGGUCCUUCUACAUGUGUUAAUAAGCUGUUUCUAAGUGUUUGAAUUUUAAGAGGAAGCAUCAUGUUCUCAUGAUUUAUGGGAAUGAAGCAAGUACUGAAAUCAAAUUAAAUACUCCCUGGGUCCUGGGUCAGUUUGACCCUAGCCCUGGGGUGAGGCAAGCCCCCUCCUAUGAGGAUGAGCAAAAAUACUACUCUCUUUGCCCUGAGUUGCUUUCCGGAUCUGGGGCUUCAGGACUUGCUGCUUGGGUCAGCCUUUAUUAGCACCAAAGACUUUAUGAAGAUUCCACACACAGACACACAUCCCUUCCCGCCUCCCACCUGCCUUCAGUAGGAUCUGGCUCCAUGGCUGGAGGACCAACCCCUACAGUGGGAAUGCAGAGCUUAACGUGUACUGCUUGUGUGUGCGCGUGAGUGUGUGUGUGUGUGUGUAUGGGUGUGUGUUCCGCCUCCCACCCUCUCCCCAUCUGCUCUGGGUAUUUUUGUUUUCGUUUAGUUUUAGGUUUACAACAGAGAGGAGUUAAUUUAUCAGCAGCCUAAAACUGUUGUGUUUUUCUUAUGGUUUAAAAAAACGCCAUGUCAUUGAUAACUCCCUUUCUCCCUUCCCCUCUCCCAGUCUGCUGAUCACUCUUUCACGCCUGUGUAUCCAGGGUGCUCUGUUUCCCCACCGUUCCCAGGUGUACGAGGCAGAGGGCCGGGACAGCUUUCCUCUCAGUCACUGUUCACCCCACUUGAAAAUUCAGACAAGAAAACUUUGCUUAAAAGAUUUCGUGUGUGGGAACCACAGUUCCUGGCUGCCUUUCUCCUGUGUAUGUGUAAAUUCCUUAAUAAAUAUUGCAGGGAAGGAC
Molecule: messenger RNA, 3137 nt
Organism: Symphalangus syndactylus (siamang)
Lineage: Eukaryota; Metazoa; Chordata; Mammalia; Primates; Hylobatidae
Gene: SMAP2
Product: small ArfGAP2
Cellular component (GO): cytoplasm
Molecular function (GO): GTPase activator activity
Source: RefSeq, a predicted model, not a curated record